Hypanus sabinus (Atlantic stingray) is the source of this 3735-nucleotide messenger RNA. RefSeq names its product proline and serine rich 3 (gene proser3). The transcript has 12 exons. The record is from RefSeq and is a predicted model, not a curated record. Lineage: Eukaryota; Metazoa; Chordata; Chondrichthyes; Myliobatiformes; Dasyatidae. Bases 49 to 2145 code for a protein of 698 amino acids.
ACGCGUGACGUAAGGCGAAAGCCGUUGGGCCCGCUGGGCGCGAGCGAGAUGGAGCGAGCGACGGGAGACUCUGCACUCUUCAGCCACGCCAACCCUUUUGUGGAGCCUCUGAUCUCCCGUAGUCACUACUGCCCCUCCUUGCUGCAGAGCCGAUCCAAGCAGCAGCAGCGGAAGGUGAUGAGAGAAGGCAGGAUCCAGUGGGCCAGACAGCACCUGCCUUUUGAGGACACACCUUCAGCCCCUGAUCCCCUGGAACCAACAGGCGAUGGUGCACGUUCCGACUCCAUCAGCCAUUUGGAGGAGUCCUGGCCCUCCAGUGAGAGUGCAUCUCCCUCCACACUGGAGGGUGCGUCAAGCCGUGUGCAGACCGGGUCCGGUGACCCACCUGGUGAGAACUUUUGCCCAGAUACGGGAUGGGUUUGCAGCCCAGAUGGACCACCUGCAGACAGUUCCAUCAUUGCCAAGUACAUUCAGAGAUUCCGUCAUGCCCGGCCGCAGAGCCGAGAGCAGCGUGCGGCCCAGCUCAGAGCCGGUCUCGAUGACUUCUGGUGGCUCCAUAACUCUCCCCGCAGCAGCUCCACACCAAAUGGAGAAAAGCACUCUGCUGACUGUGGGUCAGUUCUUCCUGGAGGGGGACCAGGCAGCAGUCACUCCCCUUUCUAUCUGCCAGAGUCUCACUGCCUGCAAGAGAUUUCGGCCCUGCCUGUCGUUUCCAGCUUAAGCCUGCCUUCGCUGAAGGGACUGUCUGCUUCGGAGAGGGUGCAUGACAGUUCCCUGCAGGAACCCCUCGACCCGAAUACACUACAGCUUCAGGAGAGAGCCCACCGCUUGCUCGAGCACAGCGAAUCAACGCUCAGCGACCCCGUCCCCGUCAGCUCAGAAGGAGUUGGGUCUCCACCGGAGUCAGAUGCCCCCAGCCUCGAAGAGACUUCACGCCGGCCCCUUUGUGUUCCGCUCAGAGAGUUGGCGGUUGGUGAAGGACGAACAGCACAGCUUUCUCCAGCGUCUGAGCGCCUCUACCUGGCCCCAGCCCGUUCCCUUGCUCUGCGUCCUGAGGACGACAUUCUAUACCAGUGGCGUCUGCGGAGGAAGAUGGAGGUGGCCCAGGACAGCCCUUGGCUAUCGCUGCCCGUUAGGAUGGCCCACUCUCCACCGGUUCGUCUGCCCAGGCAGGUGGAAGAAUUUGGCGAGUGUGGACUUACACGAAUAGGACCUUCAGUUGGGGAUGGUUUCUCUGCUCAUGGAUCCCCAAGCCAACCCCAGCCCAAUCCCUUCCUCCCCCAGUGCUCGCAAUGUUCCAGUCAGCUGGCAUCUCAAAGGGACAAGAAAGAGAGCGCGUGGUGUCAGACCACGAGUAUUUUGGAGCCUGGACUGGCCGCAGCCAGGCACCCAGAUUCUGGACUUGCCAGUCCUGAAAUUCCAGAGUUUGGACUGACCACUGCCAGGAUCCCAGAGCCCAGACCUAGUUCCAAAAUUCCAGAGCCAAGACCAGUAACUACCCGGAUCCUGGAGCCUGCGCUGACCACCACCAGGAUUUCAGAUUUGCAUCCCGGGCUGGAUCCAGGCCAGGAAACAUCCAGUGAGCCUGGACCUCCUGGUACUGAAAUCCUGGAGCCCCAUUCGGCACCUGCAGGGAUCCCAGGGCCUGGACUUGCAGCCGCCAGGAUCCCAGAUCGACAUCCCAGGCCAGAUCCAGGCCAGGAAUCGUCCAGUGAUGAGGCCUGCAGCUCUCCAGCUGGUGUGCAGCGAUCCAGGGUGGAACGUGGAGUGGAAUCCAGACUGGCACCAUCUGAUGUUCAUCACGUGUUGGGACAGGUUAUCUCUGAGGCGAUCUUCUCACCCCCUCCUCCUCAAUUGUCACGGAAAACUCACGGCAAUCCAAGGAGAGUGGCAAGAGCUAUGAGAAAGAAUCGACCGACGGUGUCACCCAGUGCACGUUUGCACUUGCGGCCCUCGUCAGAAGUGGGCCCCAGUCAGUCCCCAGAGGUGCUGGCUCAGCUGCUGGAGGAGGCUGAAGAAUCAGAUGGUGUGGAGUUUGAGGAGGACGUAUUGCUUCAGGUGCUACGACAACAGCGAGACUGGGUACGACGGCAGCUCAGGGAAGCCAACUUGAGGCUUGAGUCUAUUAGCUGCCAAGGAUCAUAAGGACAGUGGCUGGAAGAGCCGACAUCUGGCGUGACCUCUGCAGAGCCGUGUGAGUAACGAAUAUCGAUGUGGGCAGAGAAGGGGACACAAAUGGUCCAGAACAAAAGCGGCCAAGGAGUGAGAGUUCCUCCAUAUUCAUAUUGUUCCUGCAAUUUCUCACCACAAACAGGACAGGCCUGUGUCUGCAACACCUCCGCCCCCCCCCAUACGAUGUCAGGACGGGGUUUGUGUCUGUGACUCCCCCACACGGAGACACAUCAGGGUCUGUGUCUGUGACUCCCCCACACGGAGACGGGGUCUGUGUCUGGGAGAGUGGGUGGAGCUCCCACAGCUAAUCAUGAUGCAUGUUCCCCACCUCUGUGAGACCCCCUCCUUCUUUCACUGAGCUCUUUGAUUUUUCCCAUGUAUUCAUGGAUGCAUUUUAGGAAAAGGACUAUUGUUUUCACUAAACUUGGAUUAAUUAGAUUAUUUUGAUGCAAUAAAGUUUUUUAUAUGUGUUUCUUACUUGUGCCUUUCUGAACCUCAUCCAGCUCAAUGUAAAAACUGUUUAGUUGUGCUCCACAAAGAGGAUGCAGGCUCUGUCUGACUUCUGCAUACCACUUAUCUGAUUAUCAACAGGAUGUCUGAGGCUGCAUUUCAGUUACCUCAACAUUUCACCAACAACGUUCAGAUAGUGAAGCGUUCUCUACAUUGUCCCAUCAAAGUCAAAGGGUGAAGAUCCCUCACACCAUCCUAUCACACACUCACAAGGUUAGACACAGAGAGAAGCUCCCUCUGCAUCGUCCUGUCACUCAUUCACGAGGUCAGACACAGUGAAUCUCCCUCCAGACCGUCCCAUCAUACAAUCUAUGGCUAACUGGAGGUCCAUGACCCAGUCCUUGUUAGAGAAUCGGAGGUGGAGAGAGAGGUUCAGUAACUUUAAGUUCCUUGACAUUAUCAUUUCAGAGGAUCUCUCCUGAGACCAGCAUGUGUCUUUACAAAAAAGGCAUAGCAGUGCUUCAACUUUCUUAGAAGUUUGUGGAGAUUUGAUGAAUCUAAAACUUCUAUUGAUGCACAGUGUACAUAAUUGUGACUGGUUGCAUUAUGGCCUGGUAUGGAAAUACUAGUGCCCAAGAAUAUAAGAGCCUAUAUGAAGUGGUGGAUACAGCCCAGCUCACAGGAAAAGCUCUCCCCACCAUUGAGCACCUCUACAAAGAGCGCUGCCACAAGAAAGCAGCAGCAUCAUCAACAACCAUCCAUACCUUGUUCUCUUCUUGCUGUUGCCACCAGAGGUGAGAUACAGAAGCCUUUGGUCGCACAGCACCGGGUUCAAAAAAACCUUCAACCAUUUGGCAUAACUUCACUCAUCUCAACACUGAACUAAUUCCACAUCUAAGGACUUGACAACUUGUGCUGUCAGUGUUAUUUAUUUAUUAUUGUUAUUAGUUUUUCUGUAGUUUCGUGGAUUGUUUGUCAGUCUUUGCUCAUGUGUAGUUUUUCAUUGAUUCUACUAGGUUCUCUUUGUAUCUUCUGUGAAUGCCUGCAAGAAACUGAAUAGCAGGGUAGUAAAUGGUAACAUGUUUGUACUUUGAUAAUAAAUUUAUAUCGAAA